AUGAUAUUUUUCAAAGGAUUAAUUGAUAAUCUAAAUAAGUGGUUUUUAGCUUUGUGCAAUAUUCUCACAAAAAAAUAUUUCACAUAUUUACAUAUAAAUAGAAGAGAAAUUAUUAAGAAGAGGAACUAUAAGAUUUCUGUUCACUUUAAACUUUUUAUUAUAUUAUUUCUUACUUUUUUAACUUUUCUUUUAGAGUGCUUAAUAAAGCAGAGAAAUCUAUUAAUAUCUUCACUAAGAUUCAAUGAAAAUCAUUUAAGGUUGUUAGCAGAGAAAGAGCAAGAUGAUAUGAAUAAGCAUAUACAUAUCGAUAAAUCAUGGGAAAAAUAUAAUAAAUAUUUUAAAGAUACAAAACUUGCAUUAAUAGAAUAUAUGCUAUAUAAUUGGGAAAUUCGUUGUAAGUAUUAUGACGUAAGAUGUACUAUAGAUGGAAGAGUAUGGGAACAAGAAAAAUUCAAGGAUUUUUACGAUAAAUUAUGUGAGGAUAUGGAAAGUAUUCAAACUAUGGUUACUGAAGAAUAUGAAAAAUUGAAGAAGAGCUCUCUUAAGGAUAAAAAACUCUCUGAAUUUUUUAAGAAGAAAAGAAAAGAGUUAAAUAAAUUUAAAGAUAAAACCAAACGUCAUUGGUCUAAAAAUUACUUAAAAGAAUUUAAACUCAAAUACGUCAGAUAUAAUAAUAAAGGAAGGAAUCCUUAUUCAUAUAAUAAAAAUAAAUAUUCAGGUAUCAACUUAUGGUUGUGUAGUGAUGCUGCAUUUUUUUUAAUUAUGAAAAGUUCAUUAUUGGAUUAUAUUCUUGAAAAAUGGGAAGACUAUUGUUAUUAUCGUCCAAUAAGAUAUACCCUAGAUGGAAAAAUGUGGGAAGAAGAAAAAUUCAAGUACUGGUACGAUAAAUUGCAUAAGGAUAUAGAAAAUAUGAAUGCUAUGAUUCUUGAAGAGCAAGAGAAGUUCAUGGAGGGUUCUCAUACAUAUGAAGAAUUCAUUAAUUUUUUUAAGUCAAAAAAAAUGAAAUGUAUGAAAUUUAGAGAAAGCAUAUAUGAUUGGUCUAUUCAAUAUCUGAAUGAUUUUAAAAAAGAGUGGAAACAAUUAAAAGAUAAAAAGUAA
Molecule: messenger RNA, 1098 nt
Organism: Plasmodium relictum
Lineage: Eukaryota; Apicomplexa; Aconoidasida; Haemosporida; Plasmodiidae
Product: Plasmodium exported protein, unknown function
Exons: 2
Coding region: 1-1098 (365 amino acids)
Source: RefSeq, a predicted model, not a curated record